AAUACCUUCACCUCUUUGACAAAACGGUGUGCUUGUAUUUAACUUAGUAAAUGGCAAGAACAUGGUACAUUUGUGAGUAAUCAAUUACCAUCAACGCUCUACGUUAUAGCCUUAAUCAUAACAGACAACCGUGCAGCUGAAACGAUUAAGAUUGUUCCAAAUCACGACCCGUAUUUUAAGUCUUCGAAAUGCGGUUGUUUACGGAAUGAAAAGGAAAUGCGAAAGCUCAACGGAAUUUGUAACGUUAAAGACAUAUUACAGCUAAGAAAAUGAAUUACGUUUGCUUACAAACAUAAUCUAAAUGCAUGUUAAAUAUGGUUGCUUUUUGUUUGUUUACGUAUUCGAAAUCUGUAACGUUAGCUAACUCUGAAUCACAACUAUCGCUAAUGGAGCAAGCUAACAUUAGUAGUUAGCUGGCUAGCUAAAGUUGAGAUUAAACGGGACUCUAGUUUUGGUGUGAUAAAGUAAGCAAACUGCAAAUGUGGACCAACCAGAUACUACAGCCUGUUUAACGUUAACGCCAUAUAGACUGAAAAUCGAGUUACUGGCAAAUCCAGUUUAUAGAGAGCCACGUUAGCUGUGUCCGACAGCUACUACUCUGCUACAGUCUUUGGCUGUCCAAAGUUGCCUGUUCCUGAGUUCACUCCAAAUAAAAGGACAGCCAUUACACAUCUUUGCCAUAAUGGCCGAAACUAUAUUAACGUUUCAGUCGCAGCUUUCUGGUGUCAUGGAAACGGUAUUUAAAGCUGCCAUGUAUGAGAUCACCCGGCUGGUAGAGGACAGUUUUUUGGACGAGGUAACACGGUGCAGAGAGCAGGUCGAGUCCCUGAAGCGGCGACUUAAGUUUUCGGAGGUUCGACGGAGAGAAAGAGAGGGAGACCGAGACCGGAGGGGGAGAUGUCUUGACUGCGGAAGAGUCGGGGCGUCCGGUGAGGCGCCUCCCAGAGCGACAGAAAAAAGUUUUAAACAGGAGAGUGUGUUGCAAGAAGAGAUAAAUAGCUUGCAAGGCAGUGAUGGAGAGACACACCAUGACGCGGAAGAGGCAAGACCCGAGGCCCACAGAGCCAUCAAGGCACCACAGGAUGAAAAGCUGGAUAGACUGCUCAAGGAGGAAGCCAUUCAGAUCACGCCAGAAAUAAAUGAGUCCCAAGAGAGAUGGGGAGUCAAUUUGGAUGAAACCGAGACAUCAGGUCUGCCGGGGCCCAGCAAGCGUUUUGACGACCAGAAGCUGCCAAAGUGCCAUGUGAACUGGGAAGCUGGCUAUAAUCAGAGGCCAGAAUCAGGCCAAGAUGGACACUCAGUUGACCCCUCUGAACCACUGUUCCAGAGAAGGUAUGGUAUGGAAGAUUUGGGUGGCUUUGACAAGACUGACUAUGGAAACUCAAAUAUGAUAGACAUGGGUAACUUGGAUGGGUUACAAGGAUCACCAUCACACCUGGGUGAGGAUCUGAGUUACAUGGGGGACUAUGAGAGGGACGUGGGAGCACCAGAAGAAGUCGAGCAUCACGUUUACCAAGCGGGUGCCGCACGGACUAAAAGGGGCGCGGACGGUUCACCUGCAGGCUCCCCCUUGAGGACUAACAUCGAUGUAAGCGGAGAGCUCAGCUGUUUAUUGAUUAAUGAAGAAGGGUAUCUACAGGACCCGACUAUAUUGUACCCCCAACAUGGGUCUGGUGAUCCAAGCGGCAGGUUGAACUUCAGGGGCCAGGGCAUUCACAUUGACCCGUCUUUAGACAGCACAGAGGAUAUGUAUGGGCCCUCAGGCGCAUACAGUGAUUCCUUAAACUCGGGAGAGAGGCUGCAGCAUCAGGCAGGAGGGAGAGCAGGGAGGAGAGACACUUCUAACCAGUGCUCCACGUCCUUUCCGGAUUCGGCCUCACUAAAGGCCCACAGGCAGACACACAAAGGCACCGGACAAGCGCCCUCGUACUCCUGCACCCAGUGCGGAAAGACCUUCACCCAAGCGUGCAACCUCAAAGUCCACCAGAGGAUUCACUCAGGGCAGGGGCUCCACCUAUGCAGCCAUUGCGGUAAAGGUUUUCCUUCUUUCUCUGACCUAAAGACACAUAAGUGUGGCCAAACGGUUGACAAACCUUACUGCUGCACUGUAUGCGGGAACAAGUUCAGCCGCCUCUGGAAUCUGAAGUUGCACCGGAGAAUUCACACACAGGAAAAACCUCAUCGGUGCACCAUGUGUGAUAAGAGCUUCACACGGGCGGACAUAUUGAAGGUGCACCAGCGUACCCACACCGGGGAGCGGCCAUACUGCUGCACUGUAUGUGGGCUCAGCUUCAAACGCCUGGAUCAUCUGAAAUCACAUCAGCGGAAACACAUGACAAAUCUAUAAGACGAGGGACGUUUGGGGAGACCGAGAGCGUUAGAAAGUGUAAGAUUGUUGAUGGUAUGAGAGAGAUUUAACAAUGUUUUUAUUUAUGGCCCAUGGAUUCUUUUUUUUCUCAUAAAUUCCAAGUUCUUUGGCUUUCAUUUAAAAACCUUUCAUUGGUAUGGAAAACAACAAAGAUAAAUUAUGUUUCUCAUGUUUGUUAAAUAUGUCUUAUUUGUACCCAUUUAUUGCUCCAUCUUUGGUUACUGCAAAAAUGACUGUAAAAGUUAGAAAA
Messenger RNA from Etheostoma cragini (Arkansas darter), 2618 nucleotides. RefSeq lists its product as uncharacterized. The coding region runs from base 683 to 2347 and encodes 554 amino acids. Gene Ontology annotation, molecular function: RNA polymerase II cis-regulatory region sequence-specific DNA binding; DNA-binding transcription factor activity. The record is from RefSeq and is a predicted model, not a curated record. Lineage: Eukaryota; Metazoa; Chordata; Actinopteri; Perciformes; Percidae. Gene Ontology annotation, biological process: regulation of transcription by RNA polymerase II. The transcript has 4 exons.